This is a messenger RNA of Brienomyrus brachyistius, 1396 nucleotides long. RefSeq names its product germinal-center associated nuclear protein-like. The record is from RefSeq and is a predicted model, not a curated record. NCBI's taxonomy places the organism in Eukaryota, Metazoa, Chordata, Actinopteri, Osteoglossiformes, Mormyridae. The coding region runs from base 124 to 1365 and encodes 413 amino acids. The transcript has 8 exons.
CUAAUGCCUGGCCACAGGCCCUUCCUCUGGUGGUGGUGGUGGUCCCAGGGCAGGCUGGGCACAGGGCCAGCGAUGAACGGCUAGAGGAAGACACUCAUUGAGGAAGGUUUGAUUUCAGAGUACAUGUUCGUCCAUAUCCCCGAGACCACGAACGAACCCCAAGGAUCCGAGCAGAUCCGCCAUGCCGUCAGGUGGCUCGCUGCCCGCUCCACGGCACCAGCCCGGCUCGUCUCGCAGACGUUGGUGCAGGUUGUGGAGGCCGGGCUCUGCCGCGAGUUUGCUGGUAGGCUUCACCGUGAUCGGAGGGACCGUGACAUGGCGGGACUGCCCUCCCAGGGCCCUGCACCCGUCAUCGGCCUCUACAACACUGUCCUGGCUUUCUUGGCUGGCCUUGUGUCGUCCCCGAGUCUGGCUGGCCUCUCCUGGCCCGUGGCAGAGUUCUCGGUGCCAGGGGGUGGUGACUGCCUACCACAUCUGCUCUGGAACUCGGCUGAGCACCUGGAGUGGCUCCAGGGGGCAGUCCUGAGCCUGCGGCUGCCCGACUGGCCGCUGCCAGCCGUGGGGGCUCCUUGGAGCCAGCUGGUUGCCUCCAUCUUCCAGUACGUAUCUCAAAUCCCAUGGUCCCGCCACAGCCAGCCACUCCUUAUGUCCCAGUUGGAGAACCUUUUGGAGAGGCUGCGUCAGGACUGUGUGGGCCGAGGUGGGGGGCCGGACAAGGAGCCCACUUUCUGGGAGGUGCCCUGGGACGAAAUUGUCAUGCUCUGUGUAGAGCACCAACUCCGGGACUGGAACCCUCCUGGGUGCCCCGUGAGUGAAGAUGUCAUCAGUGACGACGGAGAAAUCUCGGUGUAUUUCCUGAGCGAUGGGCUGCAGGGCUUCAUACCGCCGUCCUGCUGGGUGGAUGCCGUAAAGCAGACGCACAGGGACAAGCAGCAGGGGAAGGCAGGGUGUCACCAGAGCAUGUGGCCUCAUCCUCGAAUGGCCAGGCCACGUCUUCAACAGAAGCUGUUUCACAGCAUGGUUGAGGACCCUGAGUCCGGAUCCGGUGUUGCCCCUGUUUUGGAUGCUGCCUCCAGCCCCCAGGACCUCCUGGCUCGCAUUGAGGAGGAGAAAGAACAGAGCCGCAGGUUCGAGGACCAGCUGCGUACCUGGCUUGACGUCGAGUCCCUGGGCCCUUCCUCUUCCUCCUCACCACUUUUCUUGCCUUCUUUGUUACUGUCUGUACCGGAGAUCGUAGUGCCCUCCCCAAAGAUGGCUGCCCCACCUGCACUUGCCCUGCAGAAGGAGCGCAGUGUCCGCAGUGACCAGGCCAGGGGAGCUGCCAGUUUGUAUAUUUCCGCAGAUGUGACACAGGCGCGGAUAUAAUCUCCCAGGCCGAAGGACGCCGAAAUCUACC